Messenger RNA from Pseudogymnoascus verrucosus, 1012 nucleotides. RefSeq lists its product as uncharacterized. The record is from RefSeq and is a predicted model, not a curated record. Bases 25 to 636 code for a protein of 203 amino acids. NCBI's taxonomy places the organism in Eukaryota, Fungi, Ascomycota, Leotiomycetes, Thelebolales, Thelebolaceae. The transcript has a single exon.
AGUGAGUGUGUGUGGGAGACUCCCAUGGGUAAAAACGGUGCGGGCGUGGAACUGACUGUACAUAGUAUAGCUACCCUAGGAUGGCAGCUAUGGCGUUCAUGCAAUGCACCAAAUGCUUGCAAGCUAGUUAUGUUUCACACAUACAUUAUCACAUACAAUACCAGCUAUGUAGGUACAUACCUGGGGCCAACCGGCUAUCUGGCAGUCAGAGCUCAGAGCUCAGAGCUCUCCUUGCAUUUGUUGAGCUUUGGCCGUCCAUGCAUUUCUUGGCAUAUGACAAGGAGCAACAUUGCAACAGCUCUAGAAAGGGCCAUCGGGAAGAUCAGUUCUCGUGCGCCCCAAUUGCGGGCCUCGUGUUGUGGAGUGAUUUGUCGCUUGUGGAGCAAAGCACAACAUGCGAGUCAGUCCAGUCAGCCUGAUAGACACUGCUGUGGUGCCACUCGGAAGAUGAAGCGGUGCUAUUAUUGCGGCCAGAGCAAGCAUCAGGGUGUUACUCUAGCACAGGCCAUGCCGUCUGUGGUACGGAAGGAUCCCGACCCCGCAAAUUUAGGCCCUAAGAAUAGCGCCGUAGCCCGGAAAUCAAGAUGCUCUCCUUUGUCAGAGAUAGAGACAAUGCAGAUGCCGUCGACAUCUUGAGACCGGUUACACUGCCUCAGCAUGCCAGCACACUUCCAUGUGAUUACCUGUCCUAUAGUAUCCACAUGGCUGAUAUUGCGGGAGAGUUGUUGUUGUUACAGAAACAUGUCGGCUUUGUAUCAUCUCAAGUAAAUGCAGAUGCAAAUGAUUUGCCGUGCACAUCGCAUUGUGCCUAUAUAAAGCUAUAUGAACUGGGAAUACCCUUAAUAGAGUAUUACCCCGAGGCACCUCUCGGCUGGUCGGAUGCGGAGGAAGGGGGCUUUCGGCGAGAUAAAUCAAAAUCCGGGGUAGCUUGCCAUAGUAAUGAGCCUGUUCAAUCAGUUAAUUAGGCCUCAAUUUAUAUUCGGCAGUUGCCCGCCCGCUCGUUCAUCAUGCG